Messenger RNA from Tachyglossus aculeatus (Australian echidna), 663 nucleotides. RefSeq names its product paired related homeobox 2 (gene PRRX2). Gene Ontology annotation, molecular function: DNA-binding transcription factor activity, RNA polymerase II-specific; DNA binding. The transcript has 6 exons. The coding region runs from base 1 to 663 and encodes 220 amino acids. NCBI's taxonomy places the organism in Eukaryota, Metazoa, Chordata, Mammalia, Monotremata, Tachyglossidae. The record is from RefSeq and is a predicted model, not a curated record. Gene Ontology annotation, biological process: regulation of DNA-templated transcription.
AUGUCCUCCCGCCCGGCUCAAAUAAGGAAGAAGAAGCAGAGGAGGAAUCGCACCACAUUUAACAGCAGCCAGCUGCAGGCCCUGGAGCGGGUAUUUGAGAGGACGCACUACCCAGAUGCCUUUGUGCGGGAAGAGUUGGCCCGGAGGGUCAACCUCAGCGAGGCCCGGGUGCAGGUUUGGUUCCAGAACCGCCGGGCCAAGUUUCGCCGGAACGAGCGGGCCAUGCUAGCCAACAGGUCAGCCUCGCUCCUCAAAUCCUACAGCCAGGAAGCCGCCAUUGAGCAGCCCAUGGCUCCCAGACCAACAGCCCUGAGUCCAGACUACCUCUCCUGGACUACCACUUCCCCUUACAGCACGGUGCCAUCUUACAGCCCAGGAGGGACGGCCACCCCAACCCAGGGAGUCAACAUGGCUAACAGCAUCGCCAGUCUCCGCCUCAAAGCCAAGGAGUUCAGCCUGCAUCAGAACCAGGAGAAGCUGAAGCUCACUCACUACUACCAACCAGCAUUCCAGAAAAACUCUCAGAGCCCCCUAGGAACCAUCUUCAAAUCCCACAUUUUUCCUGCAGAAGGGACAGAAGGCACAACUGCAUCUGAGCUGAGCGCCACGUCAACAGUGGACAACCCGCAGCUCUGGGCAAGUCCAGCCUGGCAGCAGCGGUGA